Messenger RNA from Monopterus albus (swamp eel), 723 nucleotides. RefSeq names its product rho GTPase-activating protein 20-like. Gene Ontology annotation, molecular function: GTPase activator activity. The record is from RefSeq and is a predicted model, not a curated record. NCBI's taxonomy places the organism in Eukaryota, Metazoa, Chordata, Actinopteri, Synbranchiformes, Synbranchidae. The transcript is spliced from 6 exons. Bases 103 to 723 code for a protein of 206 amino acids.
AGACUGCUUCAUCCCCACUUUGCAAAGGGAAGACUACCAACUGAUUACACAAACUGCAACACAGGAUAGCAGGGGUUUGCGGGAUUGCUCGGAGACAUCACCAUGGACACUCCAGAUUAUUGGACUGCAGCAAUGAGGAGAGAAAGCUAUGAUGAGGCUGCUGCUUCAAUACAUCCUCACCUCCGACACUUGGCUCAGAGACACCGCUCCGCUCCAUUGCUGCUCUUUGGGAAGGCUUUGGGGAUGACCUGGUCUCCUAUCAGGGAGGAGGCUUCCUGCUGGGUGUCUGUGGAGCAGAGUCCAUUUGUCCUUGGCCUCAGCAGUGAGAACGAACAGCUGCUGCUGGACGAGUGCGUUCAGGUCACUGAGGGCACAAAGACCAGGGAGAGACACCUGUUCCUCUUCAGCCACCUGAUUGUCAUCGCCAAAUUCAAGUCGACUGGCAGCUACCGCCUGAAGCACAGAGUGAACCUCGAGGAUGUCUGGCUUUAUACUUUUGAAGAUGAGCCGGAGGAACAAGAGGAAAGGAGAGGGGACGUUGACCUCAGGGUCACCUUCGUCUUGGCCUGGGCUCUCACUUUUUGUAUGGUGUGUUUCCGCUCGCGUGAGGUGAAAGAACACUGGUUAGAUACUCUUAACAGAAAAAUUAAAGAAGAAAAAUCGAGAGUUUGUUUUGCUUCUUUACCUCCAGUUUGCUCUUUCUUUUCUAGACUAAAACUCUAA